Prunus armeniaca (apricot) is the source of this 327-nucleotide messenger RNA. NCBI's taxonomy places the organism in Eukaryota, Viridiplantae, Streptophyta, Magnoliopsida, Rosales, Rosaceae. The record is from the annotation of a GenBank genome assembly.
AUGGCGUUGGCAGUGCCGGUGUGGUGGGAAGGUCAUGAGAUUGCUGGUCCCAUACAUGGCGUUGGCAGUGCCGGUGUAUGGGAAGAUGCCGGUGUGGGGAUGAUACUGUCUGCGCGCGUAGGACUUGAUAUGAGAUUUGAGAUUUGUGAGCUACACGUGGCGUUGGCAGUGCCGGCGUGUGAGCUUUGGAGUUCAGUCCCCCGGUUGGACUACUCAUCCCUGGACGCGGGUUCUGGUUCGAAAAUCCUGCGUACCAGCCAACAAUCCCCCGGUUGGAUUGUCUUCCCCGGUACAUUAGUAUGGAGAGAAGUAUACGUUAUAUUAUAG